Messenger RNA from Vitrella brassicaformis, 536 nucleotides. Lineage: Eukaryota; Vitrellaceae. The record is from the annotation of a GenBank genome assembly.
UGUUGGUGUCACUCACGUAGCCAUACGAGAAUGGUGGGGAUGUCCUGCGACGGACGGCUGAGGGCGAGUGUCGGCCAUCGGCUGGCACAAGCCAGGUGAGGAUCACAGGAAAUACAGGCGGCUGGAAGGGAGAUAUCGUGCUCCACAGAUGUGGCUGGGUCGAUCCUCGAGCCACACAAGGGCGAGACACCACCGCAUUCGCCCGCUGACACCCGGGGGCUCCUAAACUGGAAUGGUGGUAGGAGCCGCUUUGUGGGUGGACGCUGCCGUGGCGCGGCAGGAGAUACUGGCGAUGCAGCGGAGAUGAGAGAUUCCUGAACUUGGACCUGGAAAGAUAGCAACACAAUUGAAUUACCACACAACACAAUUCCAUCGAUUGCAUCCUUCAUCCACGCACCUGGGAGUCCUUGUUCUCCGCCUGAUCCAUCACCUGCCCCUGUCUCUCUCGCGCCACGAGCCGUACAAUCGACGGCCCACUCUGGUGGGCCUGGGGAUGCGGCCGUUAGCAGCCGGGGGACUUGGACACACCAGUCUCG